UUGAUUAAAAGAGCUCAAAUAUUGGAAUUUUUCUUCCGUUUUACCUUAAUACUACUUAUACCGACUCAUUUCGAUAUGGGCGAGCUUCUACUUAAUAGAACCAUGACCAGGCGCAGCAGAAUUUCACAAGAGUGGAAACCUUGCACUCUGUUGAAUACUCCCACCAUACAUGAACCCUUUAUAUAUGGUCGAGCGUCUAGAGUAGUAGAUCAGAUUAGUAAAAAAAAAUCGAUCGUUAGAAAAACUCGAGCGCGUCAGAUUAAGACAAGGUAA
Parnassius mnemosyne (clouded apollo) is the source of this 273-nucleotide messenger RNA. NCBI's taxonomy places the organism in Eukaryota, Metazoa, Arthropoda, Insecta, Lepidoptera, Papilionidae. The record is from the annotation of a GenBank genome assembly.